UGUACAGGCUAGAAAGAGAUAAUACGCUAUGUGUGUACGGUGGAGGUGAAUCGCCCUAAGCACUGCAGCGCCACCCCCUCAGCACCAGGCACCCCUACAGGCUACACACGGCCAGCGCAUACAGUGACAGUAAAUAGCUCUUUACAAGUAUGCAGUGCGCUCGCUCUUUCCGUGGGUUGGUCCACUGCUGUAGUUGUACUCAGUGAGCAGGACGGGGGGAACUCAAAACCCACCUGUCGACACGUACACGUAUAGGCACACAGACGCACGCGUAUUGGCAUAGGAGAUUUGGGGUAACAUAAGAGACCACCGUUUUGAUCCGCUCGACCAAUUUGUCAUUAUACCAGGGGGACACUGGAGUGAGUGGUCGAGUUUCGUCGAUCCGAGCCCAGCCCUCUCGCCGCACCACCAUCUCCGUGAGCCCGGCAAGUCAUGUCAUUGAGCCCCAAGACGCAUUCGACUCCAUUCUCGGUCACAGACAUCCUGAGUCCACUAGAGGAAUUUGGCUACAGGAAAUCCAUGUUGGAUCCCAGUGGGAACUUCAUGACUACCAUGCAGCCGACAUACCGCAGCCCUCAGCACUCCAACAACAUGCAGUCUUCGAUGAAUGUUCCCGUCAGCAACCCCUACCACAUGCACGUCCCCCAGCUCUCCCACCCUCCACUCGGGACAACCUACUGCAACGGCUCCGUUGGGGAGUUGUCGCACUACAACGAGCACGUCCGACAGUCGGCUUCCAGCUGGUAUGGGGCAAACCCGGAUCCAAGAUUCUCAAUUUCUCGCCUGAUGAAUCCCAACUCUCCGAUGAACAUGAACAUGAAUAUGAACAUGAAUAUGAACAUGAACAUGAACAUGAGUAUGCCUGGCUUGGGAGGAGACCUGUCCAAGCCCAUGUUGCCGUCGGCUCAACGCCGUAAGCGCCGGGUGCUGUUCUCUCAAGCCCAGGUCUACGAGCUGGAGAGGCGGUUCAAGCAGCAGAAAUACUUGUCUGCCCCCGAGCGGGAGCACCUAGCAAGCCUCAUUAACCUGACCCCGACUCAGGUCAAGAUCUGGUUCCAGAACCACCGAUAUAAGAUGAAACGACAGACCAAGGAGAAGAAUAUGGCGGACAACAACAACGUCUGUCACCAGUCCCCAAGGCGUGUGGCCGUUCCUGUCCUGGUCAAAGACGGUAAGCCGUGUAACGGAUCGUCUAACGGUAGCUCCAGCGGUGGUUCAGCCCACGACAGCGCGUCCCCGCAGCUAGGGGACGAUGCUCACAGUACGGGCAGCGACCAUGCCAGCUCCAUGCCCGGCGCCCACCAGGUAACGGCACACCAUGUCUCCACCACCGUGCAGCAGUCUCACAUGGCCCCGCCAGCUCACAAGGCAGUCCCGGUGAACUCCUCGUCGUCUUGCAGUGGACACGGUGUGGGCAUCAACACGGGGCCUGGUGUGACUUCCUCCCAUUCCCCUCACCAUCAGCCAGGUGCAGUCAACCCGUAUCAUUCCAUGAACGGCACCAACAUGUCCUCUGCAGCGCCAUUCCUCCUGCACGGUAGAACAUGGUGACAAUCAUCCCUCAUGAGGAGCAGUUUAAAAUGACUCUGCCCUUAAAUCCCGCAAAAAGAGUGGUUGACACACAAACUCAGCCUGAACUGUUAUGAAUUUCACCGAAGGUGUUAACAACUCGACGACGAGAUCGAUCGCCAACAUGGCGACUACUAUAAUGCUGCUAGUCGAAUUACAAACAAUACAACAAGCAGAACGUUGUGAUACCACGCGUUGAGACAUCUCAAAAUAUACUGUAAUUAUUAACUAGCCAAAACUUUUAUUUGCAUAUAGGCCAAAACAGUGAAACUUGCAAACUUUUAAUGCAGGAGAGGAAAUGAAAAAACUUUGACCUCAAUAAAUCAAAGACAUCGGUGAUGCUUAAAGUUUUGCUCAAGUGAGGUGAGUCUUGGUUUCUAUAUCUGCAACGCAGUCUGCGCGCUUUGGGUCUGCAUUCUCCAUUGUCAGCCCCAAAGCUUCACAUGUUAUCUGUUAUACUUUUUUGUAAACUUGUCUUUUGUUUCCAAUUUGUUAUUUCUAAAUUGAGCUGCGGGUGGUUGUUGUAUAAAAAGGAUUUUAGAGUUAUUGUCUUAGAUUCAAGUGAAGAUGAGUAGCAGUAUUAUAAUUAUGACGGUCGGUCCAUGUCUGGGAAAUGGUGCUUCUCCAGACUGGACGUAGUAGAAGAAUUUUUUAUCACUUUAUCAAGACUUUUGAAGAGGGCCUUUUGGAUUUUUGUCAACAUUUUCUGUUGUUCGGCACCGAAAAUGGAAAUGUAACGGAAGCAAGACUAUAGAAAAAUAAGCUAAGCCUCCAAUCGUGCUCACUUAUGUAGUAACAAAUUGUUUUUGUUUUCCUUUGAAUGUCCUUAUUUUCUUGAAUGUUUUCAAACAUAGGUUUAAACCCGUGGAAAAAGACACAAAAUUAAACGUGGUGAAAAAAAGAAAGCUCCAAAAGUAGGCCUACUUAAAAGUCAUAAGAUUCGGGCUUAAAAUGCUACUGUUUGAUCGGAAGUGCUCCAUACUGCAAUUUUGGCUGUGAUUUACAACUCAAAGAUCAGAAAGGAAUGGAGGGGUUUAACUAUACACCGAUUGUUUUAAUUAUCGAAGCGAAAACCUGCUAGAAGAACUUUACCAUAUCAAUCAGGAAGUUCCAAUGUGAAAUUUAAAUCGUUGCAUGUGUAAAACGGUUGAAAAGUCCAGAAACAGGUACUUUUCGGGGUCUGUGGCCGACGCAACAAUCGACAAUUCCAAUUUGCUCAAAGUUUGCGGCUAUAGACCUACGUUUAAUUAAUGUUCACCAUAGGUAUGAUUUCGCCCGCCGCAAGUUUACAGUUCAAAAAUCACACUAUCACAGUGAAUUUUGACCUCAUAUUGAAGCUUGUCUAGCCUACAUGUCUGAACUUGUGACUUUUCGCUUAUCAUUAUAACUGGAAUUUUUCGAUUUUGAAUAUUCUACGUUUUUUCAAUCGUUGGGCGAUUCAAUUUGGCAUUUCCUAUAUACGCCGCAUUUUAAUAAUUUAUCACAUGAACGCUCUGUCUCAAAUUCAGAAAUCACGCAUGGCGGUUUUUUUUUCUAUUUUAGUUUCAUUCAGCCGUUAAACUGGUUAUGUUUUGUUAGAUUCACCAGUCGCGCCCGUAAGUCACUCUGCCGAUUGUUUGCGGGGUUUGUUUUGCGGCUGCCGCCCGCUUGUACAGCGGGUCUCUCGCUCCGUGUGCUUGCGUUCGUGUGUGCCUUUUUGCCCGCUACGAGGCAACUGGCAUGUAUCUGAGGUCAAGAUGACUUGUACUAGUAGCCCCAGUCUCUCCCCUCAACAUGGGUGGAUGAAUUGGCCCUCACUGCUCCCACAAAGAACUCGGCAAAUUUACCCUACACCUGGGCAAAUUUGUUUAUUGUUCGUUAUCGGCCGUUGUGCUGGUAAUAGCCGGGUCAGUUGCCAGACAGCUCUGAAAGACAUGUUGGUUUUUAAAAUCCUCAAUUAAAUACACAUCCUUUUUGUGUUCAAUAUGCGCAUAUCAAACGUUAUUCUCUAAGACAGGAGUCAGAAAAACGAUUUGCCUGUAAGAUUAAACUUAACAUUUUAUCUCAAAGGGCCAUCAUUUUGUUAAAUAUAAUAUGUAGCCUAUUUUUAUCAUUUACAUUAAAAAAAUCAGUUGGAUCUCUUAUCUGCUUCAUUCAUUAUCACGGCGCUAACGAAGAUUUAAAACAAAUGCGCCUUUACUUGACAUUAAUUUUAUCUUAAAGGAAAUAACGGAGUUUGUCAGACUCGGUUAUUUUUUGGUCUACCACUUAUUUCAUGUAAUCUAUGGUCGUGUCAAAGCGCCUGACGAAUAAAAAUCACGGCGACAUGGGCUUUAAACAAAGGCAGUAUUAAAGCCGAAGACGGCUUAUCUGAACGCUAUUAAACAUUUAGGUGAUUUCUUUUUCGUCUGAAUUUGAUAAAUGGUACAAAUGUCUGUGUAUUAUAUUUUUGUUUGCUAUGAAGCGAACUAAAAAGUAUUAUAUAUACGCUGUCGGUUCAUUCGGUUUCACAAUGUUUGUUUUUCUAAACACACUUUUUGAGAAUGUGAUAAGAUCGUAGCCCUAAACAUUUAAACGCAGGGCGUCGCGGGUGUGAAAGUCGCUUGAUUUAUCAUUUACGUCUGAAUACACUCCAUCAUACAUUUUAUGAAGACUCAAAGUUGUAUAGCUUUGAAACAUGUUGACAUUGAACGGUGUAUCAUAUCAUGAGCUCUGUUGUACCUAUCUACAUAAACCUAUUUAUUUCUGUUUGCGAACCUGAAAUACAAAACUUGAAAGCAUAUUAUUUAAAUGUAAGCAUUUCAGUCUAAUUUUUACAAAUCUAUCAGUUGUCCUCAUGUUUGUCUUUGUGUUUUUUUCUAAACUCCAUGAAAAGUUACUGUUUGUAUACUAACCACACUUCAUCGAUACAGAAUGUAAGAAUAGAGAGUAAAUAAAUCAAAUAUUGUUCAAAAUAACUUAUACAGAA
Messenger RNA from Patiria miniata (bat star), 4516 nucleotides. RefSeq names its product homeobox protein Nkx-2.1-like. The coding region runs from base 433 to 1551 and encodes 372 amino acids. The transcript is spliced from 2 exons. Gene Ontology annotation, cellular component: nucleus. Gene Ontology annotation, biological process: cell differentiation; regulation of transcription by RNA polymerase II. The record is from RefSeq and is a predicted model, not a curated record. Gene Ontology annotation, molecular function: DNA-binding transcription factor activity, RNA polymerase II-specific; RNA polymerase II cis-regulatory region sequence-specific DNA binding. Lineage: Eukaryota; Metazoa; Echinodermata; Asteroidea; Valvatida; Asterinidae.